AUGAAGACUGCGAUUCUACUGUUUUAUCUUCUGGGAUCAACUCAGUCAUUACCACUGAACCCUGCUUUGGGACUUCCUCCAGCACAGCUGGUUCCAGAUCAGACAAGCCUACUAAACCAACAGCAGCCCACUCAGGUCUUCCCUUCCUUAAGUCUAAUACCAUUGACACAGCUGCUCACACUGGGGUCAGAUCUGCAACUGCUAAAUCCUCCUCCAGGGAUGGCACCUGCUACCCAGACCCUCCCACUGACCCUGGGGGGAUUAAACGUACAACAGCAGCUGCAACCACAAAUGUUACCACUUAUUGUAGCACAACUUGGAGCCCAGGGUACUAUCUUAAGCUCAGAGGAAUUGCCCGUGACGCCGCACAUCUUCACAGGCCUCAUCCUGCAGCCUUUGUUCUCCGGAGCCAUCCUGCCCACCAGCCAGGCUAAUCCAGAAGUCCAGAACAGAAUCCUUCCUGCAGGACAAACAGGAGUAAAUCCUGCCAUUCAGGGAACCCCAGAGAACCCCUUCCCGACUCCCAGUGGCACAGAUGAUGACUUGGAAGUGACCACCCCCGCAGGCAUCCAAAGGGGCAUGCACAUUUCUGAGGAAAGCACCACGGGGUCCCCACAUGAACGAUCUCGGUUGGCAUCACCAGGCCCUGAGAGCACAGUGCAGGCCAGCGCAGCAGAUACCACUUUUCAAGAUGAAGAACUUGAUACUGAUCUUGUGCCUCCUGGAGACAAGUUCCGCAGUGCCGGUAAGUCUGAAUCUCCUAGAGUGUGUCCCAGCACAGACAUUGUUGGAUACCAAGCAAUACUGAAGGAUGUUGGCUGA
Molecule: messenger RNA, 822 nt
Organism: Molossus molossus (Pallas's mastiff bat)
Lineage: Eukaryota; Metazoa; Chordata; Mammalia; Chiroptera; Molossidae
Gene: AMTN
Product: amelotin
Exons: 9
Coding region: 1-822 (273 amino acids)
Biological process (GO): odontogenesis of dentin-containing tooth; positive regulation of enamel mineralization
Cellular component (GO): cell-cell junction; basement membrane
Source: RefSeq, a predicted model, not a curated record